CCACUAAAAAAAAAUGUUGUGAUGGCCGAGAGACGCCGGCUGCCAAGCUCGGAGCCUCCCCCAGGAACCCCCCCACUGGAAAAGAGAUCAAAACUACAAGAAGAACGAGAACCUCAAGAGAGUCCCCAAGGAGAGGAACCGGAUCUCCUAGCGGAAGAGACUCUCGACACAACUCCUAGGAACGACAGAAGGCUGGAAGUUGAGGAAGCUGUCCCGAGUACUUCGGGAACCCUUGGCCUCGUGCAAUCCAGCAUGGGGAGAAAGGCCGAAGGGUCCCUGGAGUCUUCCUUCGUCGGUGAACACGCGCACUAUCAGGAGUUAUCGCAAAUCGGUGAUGGAGCUUAUGGAACUGUCUACAAGGCUAAGGACGUAUCGAGCGGUCAGGUGGUUGCACUGAAGAAGGUGCGUGUUUCUCUGACUGAGGAUGGUCUCCCCACAUCCACGUUGAGGGAAAUCGCAGGAUUGAAGCAGCUCGAAAGGUUUGAGCAUCCAAAUAUCGUCAGACUUCUGGACGUCUGCCAGGGAAAUUACCUCCAGCCUCCGGACAGGGGCGAGAGAACUAGACGGACUGAUAGACCUGACAAAGGACUUACGUUGUGGCUUGUCUUCGAGCACGUCGACAGGGACCUCGCCAAGUUCAUCUCUGCUUGUCCACCAGCUGGAAUGCCACCCGCUUUGGCCAAACAAAUGUCCAGGGAAAUCCUGCUUGGGGUUGAUUUCUUACAUAGUCAUAGGAUCAUUCAUAGGGAUUUGAAACCACAGAAUAUCCUUGUAACGUCCGAAGGCAGGAUCAAGAUCGCGGACUUUGGAUUGGCGAAGACUUACGAUUUUGAGAUGAGACUGACUUCUGUUGUCGUUACUCUGUGGUACAGAGCUCCAGAGGUACUAUUGGGAUGUGCCUACGCUACUCCUGUGGAUCUAUGGUCAGUUGGGUGCAUUUUGGCAGAGUUAAAUACACUGAAACCGUUGUUUCCUGGGAGCAGUGAAGGAGAUCAGCUUGAUCGCAUUUUUAAAAUUAUUGGAACACCAACUCAAGAAGCAUGGCCGAAGAACGUCUCCCUGAGUUAUACAGCAUUUCCCCAAAGAAUAGCAACACCACUUCGCAUCGUGAUUCCGGAGCUGAGUCCCGCUGGAAUCGAUCUCAUAUUUAAAAUGCUCACCUUCGAUCCCCACAUCAGAUUAACCGCAUCCCAGGCUCUUCAGCAUCCCUACUUUACCACAGACACUUCAUAACACUCCUAGCCGUUUAUUCAAACAAUAUAUUAUACAUAAAUCAAAAAUAUGUAAACGUACUUGCAUGUACAGAAACUGAAUCCCGAAUUUUAAUUGUAAUCGUAAAAUGCAUAUCAAUUAGUUUUAUUAUGCACAUUAUUUAAGUUCUCUGUAUUUAUGUAUAGACAUAGACUAUGAAUUAGUAAUAUUAGUGAAAAAUGUUUUCACUUUGUGAGAGGAGGUCGAAGCACUCGACGACGUGCGUUCGUUUGUUCAAUCGUUAAUUAAUUGUUAAUGAUGUUUAUAGAAUUUUAUAAUCACGUAAGACUGGGGUCAAUGACCCACUUAGGACUGUUGAAAAGUAUUAGGAUACUUUUUUGAGUUUAACCAGAAGAAUCACUGCCGAUUUUAGUUUGUAUGUUUCUCUUGUAUAUUCAAUUGAGGACGUAGUUCGUUAAGUCUUUGGUUUACAAUUGACAUAUGAGAUAUUUAGGAAAAAUGUUAGAGUAAUUUGUUGCUGUACCUUAAGACGUCCAUCCCAUCGAAAUUUGGAUUGUCGAAAUAUUGAAAUAUAUACUAUAAUAUUAUUUAUAAUGAUUUUUAAGAUUAAUUUAGUUAUAAACGUGUGGAAUUGUUUGCGUACAGUCAUUUCUUUGUUGUUCAUGUUUGCCAUUCUUGCGGGACUGAUAUGAGUCGGUUUAGAUGAAAACGAUAGACAUCUUUUCUGGGAUAUUUUAUAUGACGACAGAAAAGGUUUCUUGAAAUUUUCGUUCAACACCAUUCAUUCUUCAGAUAUUUGUAUGAUUGAAAAAAUUGAAUGUUUGACUCGACCGUUUUGCUAUUGCGCUAAUGAAGGGUCGAAUAUAAUAACAGAAACUAAAGCCUGUAGCUUGAUGGUUUUGUAUCCUGGAUAUAUUAACACUGAUUCUGAAAAUAAAAAAGUUCCAUUUUCA
This is a messenger RNA of Diachasma alloeum, 2165 nucleotides long. RefSeq names its product cyclin-dependent kinase 4 (gene Cdk4). The coding region runs from base 22 to 1233 and encodes 403 amino acids. The record is from RefSeq and is a predicted model, not a curated record. Lineage: Eukaryota; Metazoa; Arthropoda; Insecta; Hymenoptera; Braconidae. Gene Ontology annotation, molecular function: cyclin-dependent protein serine/threonine kinase activity; ATP binding; cyclin binding. The transcript has 3 exons. Gene Ontology annotation, cellular component: nucleus; cytoplasm; cyclin-dependent protein kinase holoenzyme complex. Gene Ontology annotation, biological process: regulation of G2/M transition of mitotic cell cycle; signal transduction; G1/S transition of mitotic cell cycle.